GAAGCGUGGCGAAAUGAGUACGAAGGUGGAGAAUGACAGAGAGAAAGCCUCGGAACCUCCAAAAGAAAUCAAGGAAAUACUGAAGGAGUUCCAAUACAUUCUUCCCGACGACCUCCCGGACGAGCUACCGCCAUACCGAACGCACCAACAUGAGAUCGUGGAGGAACCAGGUUCGAAGCCGACCUUCCGAGCACCAUAUCGGCUCAGCCCCACAGAGGUAGCCGACAUGAAGAAGCAGAUCGAGUAUCUCCUCGCCAAAGGACUCAUCCGACCAUCCACUUCAUUGUACAGUGCCCCAAUACUCUUCACACCAAAACCAGAUGGAAGCCUGCGCAUGUGCAUCGACUACCGAGCUCUCAACAAGCAGACCAUCAAGAACAAAUACCAGAUUCCACGAAUCGAUGAUCUGAUCGACCGGCUUCGGGGAGCCACGGUAUUUUCAAAAUUAGAUCUGCGGUCCGGAUACUGGCAGAUAAGAAUGGCGGACGAUUCCCUUCACAAAACUGCCUUCCGGACUCGGUACGGAUCAUUCGAGUAUCUGGUGAUGCCCUUCGGACUCACCAACGCACCUGCAUCAUUCCAAGCAGAGAUGAAUCACAUCCUACGCCCACUCUUGGACGAAUGCAUGGUGGUGUACCUGGAUGACAUCCUCGUCUACUCGCGCGACAUCCAACAACACGUGGAACACUUACCACGCGUCUUCGAGAUUCUUCGACGAGAACGCUUCUAUGUCAAACUAUCCAAGAGCAACUUCGCCCUCGAGAAAGUUCAAUUUCUCAAACAUAUCGUAAGCACUCAAGGAGUUCACGUCGACCCCAAGAAAAUCGAAGCCGUGCGUACGUGGAAGACACCCGAGAAUGGAAGGAGUUACAGCAGUUCUUUGGCUUCGUUAACUACUACAACAUGUUCGUGCCACAAUACGCGAAGAUCGCCGCGCCACUCACGAAUCUGCUAAAAAAGAUGCGCCCUAUAAAUGGGAGCCGAAGCA
Messenger RNA from Closterium sp. NIES-67, 988 nucleotides. NCBI's taxonomy places the organism in Eukaryota, Viridiplantae, Streptophyta, Zygnematophyceae, Desmidiales, Closteriaceae. The record is from the annotation of a GenBank genome assembly.